Molecule: messenger RNA, 945 nt
Organism: Lodderomyces parapsilosis
Lineage: Eukaryota; Fungi; Ascomycota; Pichiomycetes; Serinales; Debaryomycetaceae
Gene: HMX1
Product: Hmx1p
Exons: 1
Coding region: 1-945 (314 amino acids)
Biological process (GO): heme oxidation
Molecular function (GO): heme oxygenase (decyclizing) activity
Source: RefSeq, a predicted model, not a curated record
AUGUCUACAGCCACCACAGUAACAUUACCAUCAAGUCAAAGAGACCUUAGUAUGUCUAAUAAAGAAGCCAUUAAAUUAAGUACUACUGGUGCUACUACCAAGUUGUCACAACACGAAAUAAUACCCGCUAAAAGAGAUGUUGGUGCAUUGGCUAAUAGAAUCAAUUUAGAAACCAGAUCUUUACAUGACAAAGUGGACAAGAUGGUUUCUUUAAAGAUGGCUAUUGCUUUACGUAAUUACAAAGUGUAUCGUCAAGGAUUACAAGCAUUUUACCACAUUUUUGCCAGUAUAGAAAAAGCUUUAAAUUACCAAUUGGAACAAGAUUCACAAUGGUCAGAUAUGUUGAAACAAGUUUGGAAACCAGAAAUUGCCAGAACUGCUAGAGCUGAACAAGAUCUUUUAUUCUUUUAUGAUGACCAUAAGGAAAAGUUUAUCAGCCCCAAAAUGUCUCAACAAAUUAAAUUUUCCAAUCAUAUUAUAGAAGCAACUAAAGAAAAACCAUACUUGUUGUUUGCAUACCUUCACGUCAUGUACUUGGCCUUGUUUGCGGGUGGAAGAUUAAUGAGAUCGUCAUUUGCCAAAGCCACUGGGUUUUACCCACUGAAGGAUGGAUUAAAACAUGAAGACAUUAUCAAGAUGGGAUUCAAUUUUUUCAACUUUGAUGUUACUGAUGAAAAUUUAUUGAGAAUUAUUUACAAGAGAGAUUAUGAAUUGGUUACUAGAAAUGGAUUAACUGAAGAACAAAAAUUGGAAAUUAUUGAAGAAUCAAAAUACAUAUUUGAACAAAAUGCUCAAUGCUUAUCGGAAUUGGAAGCUUACAACAUGGAAAAGAUACAUGGUACUUGGACCUAUAUGGUUUUAACUAAAGGUUAUUAUGCAUUGUAUGCUAUUGUUGCCAUAAUAGUAUUGUUGUAUUUGCAAAAAAUUAUUAAUCACUUUAUAUAA